Messenger RNA from Lycium barbarum (goji berry), 1519 nucleotides. RefSeq names its product pectin acetylesterase 8-like. Gene Ontology annotation, cellular component: plant-type cell wall. Bases 152 to 1321 code for a protein of 389 amino acids. The record is from RefSeq and is a predicted model, not a curated record. Gene Ontology annotation, molecular function: pectin acetylesterase activity. The transcript is spliced from 13 exons. NCBI's taxonomy places the organism in Eukaryota, Viridiplantae, Streptophyta, Magnoliopsida, Solanales, Solanaceae. Gene Ontology annotation, biological process: cell wall organization.
AAUCUGUACCCAUUUCAGUUAUCUUUGUUUAAUACCCACUGUCCCCCAGAAUUAACAGUUAUGGUGUAUUUGCCUCUAUUUAUUUGCAGGCAAGAGGUGUCAUUAUGCAUGAAUUGGAACGUCCCUAAUUCCACACCCCAAAAAGCUAAGGAUGAUGAUGGUUACGAGAUCUCUUCAACUUUGUAUCUUACUUGUUUGCUCUUUGACCAUCGUCACAAUUAAAUGUGCAAAAGCAACCCAAACCCCAGAUUUAUAUAAUGUCACAACAACAAUAGUUCAUAGUGCCGUGUCAAAAGGAGCAGUGUGCUUGGAUGGAUCACCUCCAGCAUACUAUUUUGAACCAGGAUUUGGAGAAGGAGUUGAAAACUGGAUUGUACAACUUCCUGGAGGAGGAUGGUGUGUAAACGCUACAAACUGCGCAAAACGUGCCAAUGGCAGGCUUGGUUCAUCAAAACAUAUGAAUCCAAUGGAAUUUCAAGGAAUUCACAGUAAGAAUAAGAUUGCAAAUCCAGAUUUUUACAAUUGGAACAAAGUCAUUGUUGCAUACUGCGAUGGUGGAUCGUUCAUAGGAAAUGCUGAACAUGUUGAUCCAGCUACCAAUAUGCAUUAUAGAGGGGCAAGGAUUUAUACUGCAGUAAUGGAGGAGCUGCUUGCAAAAGGAUUAAAGAAUGCCAAAAAUGCCAUCCUAGCUGGUAGUUCUGCUGGCUCAUAUGCAGCAAUAUUAUACUGUGAUCGCUUCCGCAGUUCAUUGCCAAAAACCUCUAGAGUGAAAUGUUUGGUUGAUUCUGGCUAUUUUGUUCAUUUCAAGGAUCCUGUGCUCGCAAAACCUUGGGAAACCUAUCACCUUAAAGGACUCGCCACUGUACAAGAACCUUUCAAAACGUUACCGAAAGCAUGCACUUCAAAAAUGAAACCAGAAUUGUGCCUCUUCGCAGAGAACAUUCAACAAUAUACCAAGACACCGAUUUUUAUUUUCAUGUCAGCAUUUGAUAAUAUCGUGAUAGCAUAUACUUUAACAGGAAGUACAACAUAUGCGUGCAUUAAAAACGGGACAUGCACAAGAAGUGAGAACAAUACCAUACAAGGAAUGAGGUCCGAUUUCUUAAAUGCAUUACCAAAAGGAAAUCCUAAACUAAGAGGAGUUUUCAUUGACGCAGUCCCUCAUCAUACCAACAUUUUAACAAGGUGGACUCUUCAAAAUUCCACCGUGAUUCAUAAUGUGUCUGCCCCAAAGGCAUUUGCUGAUUGGUACUUUGAUCGGAAUUACACAUAUUUGAUAGAUGAACAUAACUUGCCAGUCCCAGAUAUAGUCCCAAAGUAGCUCAUUGAUGGGCAGCCCAAUAAGGAGGAUAAUCUUUUAUAAGCUUGUGUUUAUUUAUUCCAAGAAAAGAUGUUCAAAAUUCAUCAAUUGCUGACAAUGAAACUUUUUGAUGUAUAUGUAAACUGUUUCCCAUAUAUACCAAAUCCGAUGACAAGGAGAUCCCUUUGACAAAAGUAAUCAAAAACUUCUUGCCUCCAA